AUGACCUUCAGCAUUGUCCUAAUACAACUGUGUACGUUACUUUGCUACCUAGGUUACACGCAAUGGACAAGCCGCAAAUGAUAGCACAUAUAACUAAGUCUGUCGACUUCACGCUUUUCGAUUGUAAAUGGAUUCCAGUUAGUGCCAAGUUUGUAGUUGUUGGUUCAAAGCCUAGAGGAACUGGCGCUAUUCAAAUAUACGAUGUCUCUGCGAAAGAUAUUCAACUGGUAUCCGAAAGUGAAAAAAGUAGCUCUUUCAAAUGUUGUACAUUUGGUGCAUCCAUGCUCCCCCAAAGACAUUUAGCCACUGGAGCGUUUAACGGAAGACUAGCAAUAUGGGAUAUUAGUAUUGAUGGACGCCUUGAUAAUCCAAUUUACGGCGUUCAAGCGCAUAAAGAGAUAAUAAAUGCGAUAGACGGUGUUGGAGGACUUGGAGUUGGUGAAGGGGCUCCAGAAAUUGCCACAGGUAGUAGAGAUGGUGUAGUCAAGGUGUGGGAUCCAAGACAAGCUAAACUCCCAGUAGCAACUAUGGAACCUGUUUCAUCUGAUGGUAGAGAAAACUCAGUUACUGAAAAUAGACGGGAUUGCUGGACUGUUGCAUUUGGCCACGCAUAUAAUAAGCACGAUAGAUGCCUUACUGCAGGUUAUGAUAAUGGUGAUAUAAAGUUAUUUGAUUUACGAGCCAUGAAGGUCCGUUGGGAGACGAACAUAAAGAACGGUGUCUGUUGUCUACAGUUUGAUAGGAAAGAUAUAUCUAUGAAUAAACUGGUCGCGACUACAUUAGAAGGAAAAAUACAUGUAUGGGAUAUGCGAACACAACAUCCGAAGAAAGGGUUUGCAUCAUUAGUCGAAAAAAAUCAAGGAGCUACUAUUUGGCAGGUAAGCCAUCUACCGCAGCAACGUGAUAUAUUUAUGACUGCUGGUGGGAAUGGAUCCUUAUGCUUAUGGCAGUACCAUUAUCCCAGCAAACGUCAGAAGAUAGUGAAGGAAGCAGAUCCAGCGGGGAAUGGCGACAUCGAAGUCUCACAAGGUGUAAUCGGUCACUUAACUCAGCUUCAGAAUGUCACCUUGUCCACUCAACCAAUAUGCAGCAUAGAUUGGUGCCCAGACAAACUAGGAUUGGCAGUUUGUGUUGCAUUCGACCAAGCAAUCAGGAUCCUAAUUGUUACAAAACUAAAUAAACUCUAGAUAAACUGUUCUAAAGUUAUAACGUAAGCUGUAAAAUAGCAUGUAUAUAUUGAGGUUAUAUUAUCGUAGUUUGAAAAAUACUCC
Messenger RNA from Schistosoma guineensis, 1271 nucleotides. NCBI's taxonomy places the organism in Eukaryota, Metazoa, Platyhelminthes, Trematoda, Strigeidida, Schistosomatidae. The record is from the annotation of a GenBank genome assembly.